Molecule: messenger RNA, 4597 nt
Organism: Chionomys nivalis (European snow vole)
Lineage: Eukaryota; Metazoa; Chordata; Mammalia; Rodentia; Cricetidae
Gene: Arhgef6
Product: Rac/Cdc42 guanine nucleotide exchange factor 6
Exons: 21
Coding region: 814-2670 (618 amino acids)
Biological process (GO): intracellular signal transduction
Molecular function (GO): guanyl-nucleotide exchange factor activity; protein binding
Source: RefSeq, a predicted model, not a curated record
ACUUCUGCGAUCCAGGUCCGGGUCAUCGCUUCCCCGCUGCUGGCCCGGUCUCUCCAGGCUUCUUUCCCUCCCCAGGUUCUGGCUCCAGGCAGCAGAACUGGGUCUGGAGAAACCCUGCGGUCAGGCUCCCAAAGGCCACCCGCUCCCCUCCUGUGGCCACCCUACAGGGGCACGCCACCCUACAGGGGCACGCCUCCCGCAGCCCGCGAUCCUAGCUCUAAGAGAGAGAACUUGAGGGCAAGAAUCUGACUUCCCUCUUCAUUAAAUAUAUAAAUAAAUACAUAAAUACAUAAAAUCCUUUCCCUGGGAAGCUCGGAAGCUCGGCAAGGAGUUUGGAGACGGGCGCCCCCUCAUCACGCGUCCAGGAGCAAAGUUGCAGCUGCCCCUCCCUGCCGGCCAUACCAGCAGGCUCUCCAGUUUCAUCCUGGUGGCAGCACUGCGGGGCAGGGUCCCAGCUCCAUCUGGGGACUGCGCUUCCCGCAGCCUUGGCACAGGCUGGCGGCGCUCGGCGGCCCCGUGACUCGGAAGGGCGAGCCACUUCCAAGGAGGAGGCUGGAGGGAGCGAGCAGCAGGAGGACAAGCGAACCAAGCCAGGUUUUUGAGCCCGAUGACCUUUAUUCAGGGGCCAAUUUCUCCAAAGUUCUGAGCACUCUUUUAGCUAUCAACAAAGCAACAGAAGAUCAGCUAUCAGAAAGACCAUGUGGACGGUCGUCUUCUCUUAGCGCUACAGCUACCAACAGUGCCCCACCAAACCCGCAGACAACAGUUCCCAGCACCACUCCAGCACAGCAAAGUCAGGCAAAGGCAGUGGAAAUGACGGAAAAUGGAAGUCACCAGUUGAUAGUAAAGGCGAGAUUCAACUUCAAGCAGACUAACGAAGAUGAACUGUCAGUGUGUAAAGGCGACAUCAUUUAUGUCACUCGAGUUGAAGAAGGAGGCUGGUGGGAAGGCACAUUAAAUGGGAGAACAGGAUGGUUCCCUAGUAAUUAUGUCCGAGAAAUUAAACCCAGUGAGAGACCUCUGUCCCCUAAAGCUGUCAAAGGAUUUGAUGCCGCUCCACUUACCAAGAAUUACUACACUGUGGUGUUACAGAACAUCUUGGAUACUGAAAAAGAAUAUGCCAAAGAACUUCAGUCGCUUCUGGUUACUUACCUAAGACCCUUGCAGUCUAAUAACAACCUUAGUACUGUGGAGUUUACUUGUUUAUUGGGAAACUUUGAAGAAGUAUGCGCCUUCCAACAGACACUCUGCCAAGCCUUGGAAGAAUGUUCAAAGUUUCCAGAAAACCAGCACAAAGUAGGAGGCUGUCUACUGAACCUCAUGCCUCAUUUUAAAUCGAUGUACCUGGCUUACUGUGCAAAUCAUCCUUCAGCAGUCAACGUGCUCACUCAGCACAGUGAUGAUCUAGAACGAUUCAUGGAAAAUCAAGGUGCAGCCAGCCCAGGUGUCCUCAUUUUAACGACAAGCCUCAGCAAGCCAUUCAUGCGACUGGAGAAGUAUGUUACUCUCUUGCAAGAGCUGGAGCGACAUAUGGAGGACACUCAUCCGGACCAUCAAGACAUUCUGAAAGCAAUCAUAGCAUUCAAAGCACUCAUGGGGCAGUGCCAAGACCUGAGAAAGAGAAAACAACUGGAAUUGCAGAUCCUUUCGGAACCUAUUCAGGCAUGGGAAGGAGACGAUAUUAAGAGCCUGGGGAAUGUGAUCUUCAUGUCGCAAGUGAUGGUGCAGUACGGAACCUGUGAGGAAAAAGAAGAGCGAUAUUUUAUGCUGUUUUCAAAUGUCUUGAUAAUGUUGUCUGCAAGUCCUCGGAUGAGUGGCUUUAUCUAUCAGGGAAAAAUACCGGUAGCAGGGAUGGUGGUGAAUAGAGUAGAUGAAAUUGAAGGGAAUGACUGCAUAUUUGAAAUCACAGGUAACAUGAUAGAGAGAACUGUGGUCUAUUGCAACAAUAGCCAGGACUUCCAGGAAUGGCUGGAGCAGCUGAACAGACUGACCAGAGGACCAGCCUCUUCCAGCUCAUUGUCUAAGACCUCGUCAUCAUCCUGUAGUGGGCAUUCUUCUUUUAGCUCUACUGGACAGCCCCGAGGACCCUUGGAGCCUCCUCAAAUUAUAAAACCGUGGAGUUUAAGUUGCCUACGACCUGCACCUCCACUUAGACCAUCAGCAGCACUAGGUUAUAAAGAGAGGAUGUCUUAUAUCUUAAAGGAAUCUAGUAAGAGCCCCAAGACAAUGAAGAAGUUUCUUCACAAAAGAAAGACAGAGAGAAAAGCCUCUGAGGAAGACUACGUGAUUAGGAAAAGUACGGCUGCUCUGGAAGAGGACGCUCAGAUUCUUAAAGUGAUUGAAGCCUACUGCACCAGCGCCAGUUUUCAACAAGGCACUCGGAAAGAUUCUGUCCCACAAGUGCUACUCGCUGAGGAAGAGAAACUCAUUAUUGAAGAAACCAGAAGUAACGGGCAGACCAUCAUCGAAGAAAAGAGCCUUGUUGAUACUGUGUAUGCCUUGAAGGAUGAGGUCAAAGAACUGAAGCAGGAGAAUAAGAGAAUGAAGCAAUGCCUAGAAGAAGAACUGAAGUCGAGGAAGGACCUAGAAAAACUGGUCCGGAAGCUGUUGAAGCAAACCGAUGAGUGCAUUCGAGCUGAAACCAGCAGCAAGACCUCAGUUCUCCCAUAACCGUCACUGUGCAGCUGAGCACUCAUUGAAAUAGCCAGCUGAAUUUGACUGUGCCCUUCAGCUUUUUCUUUGUGUUUCUCUCUCCCUCUCCCUCUCUCCCUCCCUCUCUCUCUCUCUCUCUCUCUCUCUCUCUCUCUCUCUCUCUCUCUCUCUCUCUCUCUCUCUCUCUCUGCUUGAGUGUUUGUUACUUGGUUAUCAGUUGAUUGAUAUUUGUUUUAACAGGGGAAGCAACCUGGGGUGGUGAUAAAGUGGCCCCAAUACUUUGCUAUGCCCAACAGUCCUUUACUACCUAAUUCGCUGAAGGCAAAGCUUCCCAGGCUACGUCUAGAGUAGGUGACAGUGAAGGCCUUUGCCCAAUGCUCCAGCUGUACUUUUCUGGAUUGUCACAUGGCUCCCUUCCAUACUUUAACAAUCAUUGCCCUGCGUUGUCUGUUAAGACCAAGAACAGUGUAGGAUCCUCAUUCCCUUUACGCUGGUGUACAUUUCAAUCAGUGGGAUAGGAACUCCAACUGUCCAUCAGCAAACUGCUUCCGGCAAUCCCCCCUUAGCAGCAGGGCAGAGCAGCUAUUCCUAGUGCACCGUAGCUUGACAGCCCAGCCUUCCGCCUCUACGUAAGUUUUCUACCUCCCCACUCCACCCCUGUGCUUUUAGGCAGCCAUACCCAGUGGUGUGUAAACUAGUGCGGGCGCGCUUUGCUUAUUUUGUCAGCUACAACAAGCAGCGACUUUACCUUGACUACUCAUACUACAACCUUUUCCUCUUUCUAAACCUGGGUGACAAAGACGCCAUGUACACACCUUCCACCCUGUCUUAUCGAGCCCUGGUUUCUGCAGUGAAGCUGAUUGUCUGAAACUAGUUUUCUCAAGUUGGGCAUAAUGCUGAACCAUUGGCUUUGUAAGUAGUCCAGAAAGCUGAACUAUGAGAAAGCAGAUUUAGAAGAGAGCCCCAGAAGAAGAUUGUACACCUAAAUUCAACACAAGUCAAAAUGGUCCAAGGAGACAGGAUGGGGUAGAGCAGAACUUGUCCACCUCCUCAGAUGGCAGGGCAACUUGACCAGGUGGCGAAGUCACUUUAAAGAGAGACUGAAAGCCAACAAAGUCUUCUAUGUAUGUGUGGUGCAUGCCUGUAAGUGCUGUUUCAAAACCAAACUCGAGGCCUAAUUUCUUGUUGAGUUCUUUGCUUUCUGGAAUGGAGGCUCUCACAGUUUCCAUGAUUUCAUGGUACAGGGCAUUAUCUCCUGCUACAUGAACAGCAGUAUAGCAUCCACAGGAAAUGGAGAAUUCCUGAAGUCCACCCUCAGAUGCUUGUACACACAGCCGUCUUCGGCAGCGUGAGUGAGGGUUUCUAAGAAUGACUGGCCUGUUUCUAAGCCCUGCGAUUUCUAUGAGACAUCUUUCAUGUAAAAAUUUAAAAUAUGAAACAGUAGCAAUCCAGAUGUUCACAUGUGUUUUGUCUGUGUUUAGUCAAUAGUUUGCAAACCAUGUGCACAUUUUAAACUUUAGUGAUUACCAAUAAUUUAGCUGAUUGCUUAGGACAUUGAAAGGUAUCUAAAAGGAUGUGUACAUAUGCAUGUUUGGGGACUUCGCCCUUCCGAGGAGAGGCCCUUGGUACUUGGGAUAACGAAACUUGUGCAGUGGGCUGCCCGCGCUUACACACUAAAUAAUAUAAAGGAAAUGAAGCCAUGUUAACCUGACAGCUGUGUCUCAGUAGUUGUGUUGUUUACAAUACUCUAUAAAUGGGUUCCUGUUCCUCUGUAAUUAAACUGCUGCCCUUAGAGGCCUUUCAGUUUCUUCUCUGUCAUGUCCCUUCUUACAGGAGCUCAGAUUUUCUAAACUUGUUUUUAUUUUAAAGACUUUUAAAAUGGAACAUUUUCAAUAAACAAGAAUAAACAAUGCUUUAUAAAUAAGACCAAUAGUUUAUUUUUUUU